Messenger RNA from Microplitis demolitor, 4038 nucleotides. It is a transcript of the gene Cph, whose product is annotated as B-cell lymphoma/leukemia 11A. NCBI's taxonomy places the organism in Eukaryota, Metazoa, Arthropoda, Insecta, Hymenoptera, Braconidae. The transcript is spliced from 3 exons. Gene Ontology annotation, biological process: regulation of transcription by RNA polymerase II. Gene Ontology annotation, molecular function: DNA-binding transcription factor activity; RNA polymerase II cis-regulatory region sequence-specific DNA binding. The record is from RefSeq and is a predicted model, not a curated record. The coding region runs from base 579 to 3161 and encodes 860 amino acids. Gene Ontology annotation, cellular component: nucleus.
CACACACCAGCAGCUCUUGACACAACUAACCAGCAACUACUAGGCGCACGUCCGGCACAGUCCACUCAGAGAUACGACUCAUGCCGGACCAUCAUCUCAGGUCCACGCUGGAACACCAGCAUCCGACUUAUCUGGACCACGUUUGCCUCUAAUCAAAUCGUGCGAUUAGAAAAACAAAUUUUUUAUUUUUUAUUGAUGCCGUCCGAUUACUCAUGGACUGGAGAUAAAAAUUAGUGAAGUGAAAUUUUAAAUUAAUUAGUGAAAUAAUUUAUCUGUGUGUGGACGAGGUGAUUUUUUUAUUUAUUUACCUGCUGGUGAUUUUUUUUUUUUUUUGGGUCAGUGGGGUUAAGAGAUGGGACUGUCAGGAAAUGUCCGAGGGAUUUUCACUGAGGUGAAAUUUUUUUUGGAGUGAAGAGGGAGGGGAAGGAGGUGAAGAAGAGGCUGGAGCAUGUGGGUGCUGAAUAAAAAUAAGAGCUGGUAAAUAAAUGCGGUGCGAGGACACCUAGUGAUUGUUUUCAUUUUUUUGUAUGGACAAUCGGGUUUUGGGUUUUUGACCGUUCUUAAAUACCCGGGGCAUCAUGAGGAUCAAAAUGCCUGCUGUGAGAAUCGCUCAAGCGGAACCAUCACAAGGGACAAUACCACCGGAUACGGUCCACUGUGGUGGUUGUCGGAUAUCAUACCCCCUGAGUGAAAUAGUCCGUUUCAUAGAGCACAAAGUAAAUCAUUGUAGAAACAGCCUCCAGGGAUGUCACAGUCCACCGCCGACGACGGCCCACGAGGACUCAGACCCCGAAGACGCUCUGGCACUCAAGACCUCGGACCCAGAGAAGCUCAACUCGGUCCCGAGCAUCUCUGCGCCCAUUAACAAGAGGGUCGGACGAGUUGAGAGCCCACCGACGCCGCAGGUCAGUGCCACUGAUAGCGGCAGCCCCAUUGAGCUCAGAGCUAGUGCGAGCUCGACUCCCAAAAGACGUACCGAGAGCGAUGAGGACAAGGAGGAACUUACCAAGAAGGCUAAGACUGAGUCAGUUGAUGCCGAUACCAAUACUAUUAAUUCCGAGCCAAGAUGCCUGCAGUGUUCGCAGUGUUCGCGUCGUCUUAAUUCCGCCUGGGACUUGAUCCAACACGUGCAAAGUGUCCACGGAGCGCGAUUGUACGGUGUCCCGAACUCUUCAGCAAACUCGUCAUCAAACACACCGGCGCCGAGUCCACCGACGCCCAAUCCUAGUCACUCCCAUCAUCUGAGUCCGCCCAACCACCUGAACCUCAGUGGAAAAUCGACGGGUUCAUCGGCCGCGAACUCUUCCGCGGGUACGACAUCUAGCUCUGGCAGUAGCCGGCAGCAGCUGCAAAGUUCUUCUCUGGUAGCGGAUCCGCUUCACAGUUUCCUGAGGCUGCCCCAGCACCUGGAACGCAGCUUCCCUCCGAUGUUCAGGCCCGAGUUCCUGGCCCUUAACCCCCUAGCGGGAUAUCGCGGGCUCCAGGACCUGCAGACCGCGACGAGAAACCUCCAGAACUUGGGGGACCCGCUUCGCGCGAUGGACGGCCUCAAUUUAGGGGAUUCGUUGGUCAGGAGUUCUCUCGAUACUCUUAAUAAUGCACGUAAUUUAGCAAACCUGACGGAACUCUCGCAUGCACGGGGUCUCAGUACUCAGGGUCACCCACCACAACUUGAAGCGAAUCUGGAUUUUUAUUCGGCGCGCCUAAGGAGCCUCGCUAAUCCGCCCUUAGGCGCGGCUCCAACGAAUCCACCGACAAAUCCCUCGAUCGUUUCGAAUGUCGCCCAAUCACAACCCCAGCAGCCCCAGAGUCAAAACCAUCAGACACAGUCUCAGAAUCACAGUACUGCUGACUUAUCAACGAGCCCAGUGGGUUCUAAUCCCGCUAAUUUAACAGUUCAUGCGUUGACGCAAAAGGAAAACUCACCGCCUUGUUACAAUCAGAGCCCCGUGGGUCAUAACAACAAUAACUCAACGGACAGUGACAAAGCAAGUCCCCCAGUUGCGUCCACUCCCAUAAUAACCGACUCCGCGGAAACCGUUUACACAUGCGAGGUCUGCGAUAAGAAGUUCCGGUUCCAGUCCAACCUGAUUGUCCAUCGACGCUGCCAUCAGGAAAAGGAAAGACAGUUCCAGGAGAAUAACCAAGAUGGCGGUGCCAUCGCACGUUGCGAGGUCUGUGACGUCGAGCUAGCGAACUACUCAGACCUACGCAAGCACAUGCGCAAAGAACACUCGGACUCAAUGAACCCGGCGAGUCCCCAAGGAAGCGUCGAAACCGUUCCCGAUGAUGGCUCCAGCUGCGACGAGAACAUGGACCUAGAUGACGGGGACGAGGGGGAUCAAAAAACCCGGACCGACGCAGAGGAAAACACUCCCGAAGAUCUCAGCACGACCCAGGGUCAAAGCAGCGAAGAAAGCGUCUCUGGGAGGGUCGACCAGAAGCCUAGUCUGGUUGGAGAUCUCAUGGAAAAAUUUGGACUCAAUAAUAUCGCCCAGUAUUCCGAAGCCUAUCGGCAAGCGCUUCAAGAAAACCAUCGCGGAGGGUUUCUGAAAACAGAGUCACCCUCAAAUUUGGCGAAUACCCUCAACAAUAACAAGGAAAAGGACAGCGCGUUGUCCCCCACAAAUUUCAACACUUCCACAACGGCCAACAUUUUUUCCGGCACAUUCCCUCGAACUGGGCCCGACUUCGGUGGCCUCUGGUUACCCAGUGCCCAUUACCUAGAGAACAGCGAGUUCCGUAAAGUGACCAAGGCCACGACUUCCAGCCUCGCCUUGCAAGGACUCCCUAGCCCUCUCCUAAAAAAGGAACGACACGGACGCAACGACACUUGCGAGUACUGCGGCAAGGUCUUCAAAAACUGCUCAAACCUCACCGUGCACAGACGCUCCCACACUGGAGAGAAACCCUACAAAUGCGAACUUUGCUCGUACGCCUGCGCCCAGAGUUCGAAACUCACACGACACAUGAAAACUCACGGCAGACAUGGCAAGGACACUUACAAAUGCAGGUUUUGCGAGAUGCCCUUCUCCGUGCCUAGCACUUUGGAGAAACACAUGCGCAAGUGCGUGGUCGUGGUACAGCAAGGCCCCAAAUUGGGGCUUCCCUACCCCGGGAGCCAGGACGAGGACUCGUCGCUCAGCACUAAGGACACUUGAUCCUGGAGCGGCAGUCUUCCGCCGCCAAUUCCGCCGCUCUGGCCGCAUCAGCCGCCCUACACGGUUUAUUAAUUUAAUGCCUGGCUGAAAGACUCCCUACCGAUUUUGUGAGGAAAAGUAAAGGACGAAGGAAAAGGAGCAAGGCCUCAAAAAAUUUAUGACUUUAAAGACAGGGUGACACCUGAUAGCAAAGGACGAUGUCCAGUUACAGUCAUUUCAACUGAUUUUACUUUAUUUUAAGGAUUUUCUAGUAGGAUUCGGAGGCGAAGCCAGGAGAAGGGAGGGAAGACAGGAGGCACUGAAAAAAAAAAAAAAAAAUCAUUACUGCAACGAUACUAAGAAAUAAAUGGUUACCACUGGAGCAAAUCCAGCAUGAAAAAAAUCUAAUAUAAAUAAUUAUAAAUAAAAAGUUUUGUGAAUAUUAAAAAUAAGUUUUAUGGUUAAGAGUAAAUAUAUGAAAAUAUAAAUAUAUAAAUACGGAGGUAUAAAUAUAAAUAUACGAAAAAUAACACGGAAUAGCAAAACUUUAUUAUCGCAUUGAAGAUUAUUUAUUUAACAAUAAUAAUUAUAAUAUAUGGAUAUAAAUAUAAAUAUGAAUAUAUAUAUAUAUAUGGAUAUAAAUAAAUGUAUAUUGUAGAUGCGAGUGUGGAAGCGUCUUAAUUAUUAUUAUUUUAUUUUGUAAAUUGUAUGGAAAAAAAUUAAUAUCUGUCGGUUUAGAAACUGGGACCGAUUUAUUUUUAAUUAUGGUUAUGUUACAUACAUUUUGUAUGGGGUUAUAUAUUAACGUUUUAUUUUUUAUUUAAUCGAUAUUAUUAUUAUUUAAUUUUAGGAUAAGCAUUUGAGGUUUUUUGUUUUGAAUGUUAGGAAGAUGCCAAAG